Molecule: messenger RNA, 26772 nt
Organism: Podarcis lilfordi (Lilford's wall lizard)
Lineage: Eukaryota; Metazoa; Chordata; Lepidosauria; Squamata; Lacertidae
Source: the annotation of a GenBank genome assembly
CGGGCGGGCGGGCGGGCCAUGGGCAGCCGCGCCAGCGUGAGCGAGGAGCGCCUCGGGGCUUCGCCGGCACUGCGCGCAGGUAGGAGCGGGGGCCGGGCGGGGGGCCGCGAUGGCGGCGAGGGCCGGGCGGCAGCAUCCCGGGCGGAGGCCGCGGGGCGCGGAGAAGCGAGGCGAGGGCAGGCAACCCCGACCCCCCAGGGGACGCCCGGCCGCGGCGCGGCUCCCCGGGCAGCCUGGAUCUCGCCGCCGCUUCGCCGCCUCCGCCCGCUUUCUCGGGGAAGCCGUGCGCGCAGCCCAGCCGCCGCCGGCCUCGUCCCCGCCCGUGUGAAUGGGCUCGGCCUCUGAUUCCCGGGUUCGAGGCGCUGACAGGCCGUGAGAUGCGACGCGCGUGUUUUCCUGGCAGACCUUUGUGGGUCUUCUUCCCUUUGGCCCCGCGUGUUUUUCUGCUCUGCUCUUCAGCUCAUCGUCUUGGAGCUGAGCAGCAGGAGAGAACCCAAGUUGAUGUUCAGGAAGUAUAUUGUCAGUGUUUGUACUGGAAUUCUUCCUGGGGAAGACGAGAAUGCCUGAAGCGCCCCAGAGCCACCCCCGCCAAGCAGCCCGGCUGGGGUCAAGUUGAGACUAGUGCUUUGGCAAGCCAUCCGGCAUGCGGGCUGCAGGCAGGAAAGAGGCGGAGGAGCUGCUCACCUGAGCAACACCUGCCGGAGGGGAGCGGGUCAGGAAGAAGGUGGGAGGAGCCGCCUUUGACAGACACCUUUUCUCCUCAGGAGACAAGGCUGCCACCAUGAGCCAUCAUCAGCCACUGGAGAAGCUGUCUCGGACAGACAUCUGUGGGAUGCUUCGUGAAGAGCUGUGCAAAGGGAAUGACUUCCAAAAGUCAGACACCCACAUCUUCAUCAUCUUGGGGGCUUCGGUGAGUUUUUUCCUUUGGACCACUGCGGACCUGAUAUAUACUGUAGGCAUCUUUCUAUUUUAGGAUCUUUCUAUUUUGAGGUCUUUUCUUGUCAUCUAGCAGUAUAUAAAUUUUAUGAAAUAAAUAAAACCAAAACUGGGGAAAAAAUUUCCAGCAUGGCUGGAGAAUCUAGAUGGCUAUAUGGCUGUGCAAUGGGCAUGGGAAACGGCAAAGGUACACACAGGUAUGGAACAGGUGAGUGGUGCUGGCCCUCCAUUCUGUUGGCCAUAUGCCCAGGGCGUGGGGUGGGUUUCCCAAAUCUAUCCUGUGACUGGUCUUCAUAAGGGGAGGGGGGAGCAAUGUGACCACCUUGCGCUUCUUGGAGGAACAUAAUGAUAAAGAAAUAAUGUACUGUUAUAAUUGUAUUUGAGAGGCUUUUUUGUUUAUAGCACUCUAAGCUAUUCAUUCAUUCAUUCAUUAAAUUUGUAUCUCACCUUCCUUCUAAAGGAGUCUGAGGUAGCUCAAUAGAACUUUGAGGUUAAAACAAUAGAAAUAAAUCAGUAGACCAGUAAAACCAAUAGGGAUGGAGGGUACUCCAGCGCUGAGAAAAAGUUGCCACAGAAUGUAACUUAACUUUUAUUCUAACUAGUGUUUAAAAGCAGGAUGCAAGCGUUUACGUCACAAUACACACAGGCAUCUGUUUCUUCAUCCCCUCUUCUUCUUUUUUCUUCCUCAAAACUUUCAGGUUGGGGAGAAAUUUUGUGUGACCUAAAAAUGUCUUCUGUUCUGACAUCCUAAUGUUGCACAUUUUCUUGCUGGCACCACCCAAUUACAUCAGUAAUAAUAAUAAUUAAUAAUAAUAAUAAUUUUAUUUAUAUCCUGCCCUCCCCAGCUGAAGCCGGGCUCAGAGUGGCUAACAACAGUAAAAUGAUACAACAUUCUAAAAUCAUUUCAUUAAUUGAACCCACAUAUUAUGGGGGCAGAAUUUGACACAGAUGAUUUUUUCCAGUGGGUGGGAAUCCCAUAUCCCAUGCCGUGUGUUACUAUGCCUCAGUAGAAGCUUUCUGUUGAAAAGGGAACUGGAUUGUGUUAGGAGCAUUCACGUUUCCUUAGUCUCUUGGAUCAGCCUGGAACUCCAGAGGGUCAUCUCUUGCAUUUUUCAUUACUCCACCACUGAGCCACAGGCUGUUUCCCAUCACAGCAGUAGCUCUGCUGUGACCCCACUUUGCUCUGCUCCCCCAUCCCCUUUUGACCCAGUCUAGCAUCUUCCCUUCCAGAGCUGUGACUCACAGCCACACAAGGUUUGUGCCUGGUGACAGGAUGCUGGUGUGGCCCAAAUACCAAAAACAGGUGCUUCAGUCACGCUGCCCUGAAGCAGCCACUGGCUUCUCUUCCUGCCCCUUGUAUAAGUGCCUCCUUGCGCUGGGAAGCUGUUGUAUAACUCUGCACAGCAAUUACCGCAUGGUGUGUAAUCAGCAUCCCUUCUGGAGUUUGUGAGCAUGCUUGAAGGGGUAGGUGGCUAAUCCUGGCAUUGCAUGGAUUUAGCAAUGUGUUGGUAAUCCAGUGCUUGGAAAGAUCAGCCUAAAGUGGUUUGGCUCCUCACCAUUGGCUUGUUCACCAUUCUGUCCCCUUGCUAUAAUUGCAAAAUAUUCCCUGCCUAUGCAAGGGAUUGUUUUGCUGGGGAGCAAUUUCAGUGAGUAUCAAACCUAUUACACUCACAAAACAUAAUCCCUGUAAAUGUACUUUGUCGUGUGACCACAUUUGAAAUACUGUGUAUUGUUCUGGUUGCUUCAGCAAAAAAGGGAUAUAGUGGAGCUGGAAAAGGUUCAGAAAAGAGCAAUCAAAAUGAUCAAAGGGCUGGAGCAACUCUUCUCUGAGGAAAGGUUACAACAUUUGGGGCUUCUUAGUUUAGACAAAAGGGAAGUAAGAAGUUCAUAAAAUGUGUAGCCUGGAGAAAGGGGAAAAGGAGAAAAGUUUUCCUCCUUCUCUCAUAACACUAGACUUGGGGACGUCCAGCAAAGCUGAAUGUUGGAAGAUCCAGGACAGAAAAAAAUGAAGUGCUUCUUUUCGUAGUUUCACUUUAACUUUGACUCCCAUAAGAGGCAGUGAUAGCCACCAGCUUAGAUGGCUUGGAAAGAAGAUUAGACCAAUUAGGCUAUUGAUGGCAAUGAGCUUCCGAAUGCCGGCUUCUGGAAGGCACAGGAGGAGAGCCUGCUCUUGUGCUCGGAUCCUGCUUGCGGGUUCCACAGGCAUCUGGCUGCCCCGAGUGAAGAGGAGGCUGGAGUGCACAGGCCAUUGGCCUGAUUCCACAGAUGGUUCUUACGUUCUUACUCCUGAGUCAUAUCCUACCUUGUAUCUUUGUUUCCUUUCAUGUUCAAGAUGACACACACACAAUAGACUGUAAACCACUUUGAAUAUUUUCUUAAAAAUAUAAAGUGGUAUUGAAAUAAAUAAAUAAAUAUGAAAAUGAGUGGGUGCAGCAAGAUAAUGGGGUGCUGUCAUAAGGGUACUGUCAACAGUGUUUCAUAAGCUAUACUUGUUAGUUGCUAUUAAAGGUCUUUUUUGUUCUGGGAAUAGUGGCAAGGGAGAUGUGGACCCUUUCAAUUUACAAAGAGAGGCACAGAGGUUUAAAGGAGCCCUCUGUCUACCCUGGAAUGAAGCCCCAGUCUUCACUUCCAUUGCAAUAGGCUGCAUUUCCUCAGCAGUGCAGCAGCAGGAAAUACACUCUGUCCAUGUUUAAGGGCAUUUAAUUCACAAAUGUGUUACAUUAUAACUGUUUAAUGAAGAGGACUGUCCAAAGAUGAGAUGCUAAAUGGGAAUGGUUGGAGGAUAAAAGAUGCCGUCGUAAGACCCACAGUGGUACAGUGGUACCUCUGUAUGCGAACGGGAUCCGUUCUGGAGCCCCGUUAGCAUCCUGAGCAGAAUGCAACCCACAUCUGCGCAUGCGCGUGACGUCAUUUUGAGCGUCUGCACAUGCACAAGCGGCGAAACCCGGAAGUAACCCGUUCCAUUACUUCUGGGUCGCCGUGGAACACAACCUGAAAACGCUCAACCUGAAGCUACUUUAACCCGAGGCAUGACUGUAUCUCUUUUAUAUUUCUUCCUCUGGUUAAAAUAACGGUGCCUGUGCUUUUUCUGGCCUCAGGCACAUUCAUGGCAUUUUGGAGCCUUCCGCCAUAAGUACAAAUCAUGCCUGUACUUUGGUGAAUUGCAUGGUGCUGCCAAAAUGAUUUCCUUCUGCUUUUUUCUUGGAUCUCUGUUCUUUGUGUCUCUUUCCUGUUUUCCAUUCUGGAGUGGGUUGGCCUAAGACCACUUGGGCCGCCUUCUGCAGGGUUGCAGUUCAUCGCACAGGAGAGAGAAGGAGCCGUCUGAGUGCUGAAGGCGCAGGGAGCACAACUUUAGCAAAAGGAGAAGCUCCAGCUUUUGCUGAGUCACUGGGGAACAAGAUGUGGUGCUCUCCGUAGGUAAAAGAGGGAAGUGAGCCUUCUGGUAGUGUUGCUUAUUCUCAGUGAAUGAAAACGCUACCAGUUUGGAGCCAUAAUAUAUAAUUGAAAGGACAGACAGCGUUCUUGGGAAAAACAGAAACGGUUUCUACCAGGACACCUCUGUUGUUAGCCUUGUGGAUCGUAGACACAACGUGGCCAGUCUAGCCUGUUCCUGUCAGGCAUGUGGUUGAGCAGCAAGCUGGUGUUUGGUCUGAAAGCACAUAUUUGGCACACUCACUCCCCAAGACUGAACCAUCUGGAUGCACCUGAGUGUUAGUUAGGGUAGUUCCAGAUGCCAGCUUUCCCCCAGGCUAUUGCGGGCAACUAGCUAGCUGAUUCAAAGGAAUGAUCGCCAACAAACAACAGGUGUUUUGGAAAAAUGAGGCCUUGCCUUUUGGUCACUACUAAUUUGUAAAGACUAGCAGGAUUGGGAGAUUAGAAUUGCAUCUAAACAGCAACUGCCGCUCAGAAUCUUAGUCACAGAAAAUGACAGUGUGAUAAAGCACGUCAUGUUUUUAAGGGCUUUUGUCCUGCUGCUGCCAUUCAUAGCAAGGAUUUUGCCUUAGUUCCCAGUGAGGUAGUAAACAUAUAGCUGGUUGAGAGGGGUGCAUAUACUACACAAACUGUACACACGUACUCACAUACAGUCCCUAUGUAGAGAAAAUUAGUGCUUCCGAGAGAAGACAAGACUAUGACAUAGUUUUCUAAAUGCAGGUUUGUGGAGCUCAGUUUUUCCUGGUGUCCUGCCGUCUGAAGCGCUACUUGAGUCACAGCGGGAUGUGCUGCCCACCAUGCUCCUCCUGCUGCAGCAUGCCUUAUCUCGGUUGCGCAGUGGUGAUGACCAUGGGUUCUGACAAGGGCUUGUGAGAUUUCAGCCAGACCGCCUUGGCUGUGAGUCUGGGAAGACCUGCCCUGCCUUGCAGGCCUUUUCCCAUGUGGCCCAGACUGACUUCGCCACAAAAGCGGAGGAUUCUGAAGAGGCCAGAGACCAUCUUGGCUGCCUCUUAGAGCAGACCCAGGACAUCCAGUCUGAGCUUCCACAGCUGACAAGAUGGGCAGCAACAGCAACAGAUAUGUUCUAUGCUUAUUAUACUAUUUUAUUCUCUUGAUAAUUAUGCUGUUUUAAAUGUGCACUUCGUAUUUGACUUCCUUUAGUAAUGUUUUGAAAUCUUACAAUAAUAUUUUAGUUUUCUCUUAAUUGUGGUGCUUUUAAGGUGUUCCAGACUUUCUUCAGUGAUGUUUUAUUCUGGAUUGUUUUAUUUGAUGCUUUAAUGUAGGUUGUAAACCACUUAGAUAUCCCCCCCUUAAAAACACAAAGUGCUGUAGAAAUGAAAGAUAACAGUGAUCUCAUAGGAUCUCACUGGAACUCAGCGCCAAUGGCAGUAGCGGAGGCAGCAGGGGGCGUGGGUGGGGGCACCUGCAGGGUUGCUGCUUCACCUUGCCUCGUGAAGUGGUGUACUUUAGACACAGGUAUAUAUCACCUCAAGAAGAACUGUGAAUGACUGAGAUCUUUUAGGCCAUUGUGCAAGGCAGUGCCCAUGCAAUUAACCAAGGGAGAUUACCGGGCAAAUAGGAGGCUGCCCUGUACGGAAUCACAUCAUUGGUUCCUUCUGACUCAUCCUUGUCUAUCUCUACACUAACUCGCAGCAACUCUGCAGGGUUGAAGGUAGGGGCCUCUGCCAGCCUUGCCUGGAGAUGCCGGGGCUUGAACUGGACCUGCCAAUGCAGAGCAGAAGCCCUGAACUGCAGGGAAGAAUAAAAUGUACAAGGAAGUAUUUCUUGUUACUACCUUUCCUCCCCGGAGUUGCUGUGUUCUGGUAGCUUACACUUCCUGUGUCUAUUCAAAAGCAAAAUCUGUUGAAUUAAAUGGGGGUUGCUCUGUGGAAAGUGUGAUUAGGAUUGCAGCCAAAGUUAUACUGUGUAUUGGUUGGAAUUCCAAGCCAGUUCUAAAUGCCUGUGACAGGAUCAGGCUUUGUGGCACAAAAGUGAGGGUUCCACACCAUACACAACCUCUACAGUAAGUAGCUUGUCUAAACACUCACCAAGAUUAGUGCUUAUUCUUUCCCUCUCUAGACUUUAAAGCAGAGGUGACUCACCUGGAGCUUCUAGCUCUGGGUCCCCAACUCCCACUAGUCUCUGUCAGCACCGCUGGAAGCCAAGGAAAUGAGUAUUGCAGUCCGGCAACACGGGGGUGGGGGAUCAAACGGUAGCUGCCCUUUGCUUUUAAGGUUAAGGACAGGGAAAGAAUGGUGAACAAGGUUUUUAUAAGUGCUUCAGGUGAGAAAGCUGAGGCCUGGAAACGGAAUUAGAUGAGAAUUGCAGAUUUGAUGUCUGUAACUUGUAACCACUAAGCCUGUUAGCAGCUUUAACAAAAUUUUAGUUGAUCAAGUGUCUCUUGGUUUAGUCAAUUAAAUAAUAAUUAAAUUUGCAUAUUACCUAAAGCAUAACAUAGCUGCCUGUUAAGAAAUAUCGAUGUAUGAGACAGGCACCUACAAUCUAAUCAUCCAAAACUAAGACUUAUUGUUAGAGGGAGAAAUCCUUCUGUGUUGAUUUCUUGUAUUAUUUCUUUAUUAAAUUUUUAUACUGCCCUUCAUGAGGCAAUCACAGGACUGUUUUACAACAUAAAAUACAGAACACACUACAUAAUAACAAGUAAACAAAAAGCCAAUAAUCCCCCCUCCCCCAAAAAACAUUUAAGAGGCCAUAGAUUAGCCAAAGGACUGGGAGAAGAGGAAUGUUUUCACCUUGUGCCUAAAGAUAUGUGACAAAGGCGCCAGGUGGGCCUCCUUAGGGAGAGCACCCCACAAGUGGGGAGCCACCGCAGAAAAGGCCUGUUCUCAUGUUGCCACCCUCCAGACUUUUCAUGGAGGAGCCACACCAAGAAGGGCCUCAAUUGACAAUUGCUGGGUCUGGGUCAGUUCAUAGGGGGAGAGGCAGUUCUUGAGGUAUUGUGGUCCUGAGCUGUUGAAGGGCUUUUAAAGGGCAAAACCAGCACUUUGAAAUAGGCCCAGAAACUAAUGGGCAGCCAGUGCAUUUGGGCCAGGAUUGGUGCGAUAUGCUUGAACUGCCUUGCCCCAGUGAGCAAACUGGACACUUAAUUCCGCACCAGCUGAAGUUUCUGAACUGUCUUCUGAGGCAGCCCCAUGUAUUACAAAUUGCAGUAAUCUAACCUAGAGUUUACCAGAGCUUAGACAACAGAACCCAGGCUAUCCCUGUCCAGAAAGGUAUGCAUCUGGGCCACCAGCCAAAGCUGAUGGCAGAAUAUCAGGGUACAGUGGUACCUCGGGUUACAUACGCUUCAGGUUACGUACGCUUCAGGUUACAGACUCCGCUAACCCAGAAAUAGUACCUCGGGUUAAGAACUUUGCUUCAGGAUGAGAACAGAAAUUGUGCUCCGUCAGCAUGGCAGCAGCAGGAGGUGGUGCUUCAGGUUAAGAACAGUUUCAAUUUAAGAACGGACCUCCAGAACAAAUUAAGUUCUUAACCCAAGGUACCACUGUAUUCUCAACACUGGUAAGAAAUGAGAACCAGAUAGCAAAUAAAUAAUGAAAUAAGCAAGUGUGCAUUCAAUUUGCAGAGCUGCACAUUAGAAUCGGCUCCACCUCUUAAGUAGAAAUUAAGCUGAUUAGAGCUUGCAGCCCUCGUAGCUAGCUCACAAGGGAGAGGCAGGAAGACUUGCAGGCUAAGCUCCUGGCGCCAGCUCAGGAGGUUCUUAGCAAAGGCAAUAAAAAGAUCACCUGACCUGUGUAGGCAACAAGUACACAUAGAAAGAAAGUUGUGUGCCCACACUCCGUCCAGUUGCAAACCUCAUGUGUCCUGGAUGUUUCACACCUUUUUGGCCCAGGUCACAGCAGGUAGUUGACUUAGUAGUGUUUGCAUUAGAUAAGGAGCUUCUAGCCCUGGGUGGAUACAGGGAAAGCGAGGGCUUCUGUAGGUCACUGGCACUUGUAGCAGCAGCGGUGGGGCAUUGUACUUUGAGGCCAAAACGAAACGAAGCCAUGUGGCUCAAGAAAGGUCUGGGGAUAGAUGUUUGGGGAUCCACGGCGGGGGAGGGGGGAGAGGAGUCUGUAUUGUACUACUGAUGGGGCGAUCUGUUACUGCUAAGCACUGCUAACCUACAUCAGUGGUUUCCAACCAGUGCACCAUGGCACCCAGGGGAGACUUCACCGGCCUCUGUCCCUCCCACCUCUGAUGCCCUCUCAUGUCCACAGUGUUACAAACUGAGGUAUAAAAACUAGGAGCCAAAAUACUCCUGGACCCUGGGUUGCAGGCUCAAACAAAGAAUGGCUAAUUGCCAUCUCCAAUGCAGCAGCGCUUUCUUUCUUUUUUUCGAAAAAGCACGAACUAAUAUGCAGUUAGUCUGGCUGCUGUGGGGAAGCGUGGCACACCCUCUGCCGCUGCAGGGAGGCAUGGCAAAGCCCUCUGCUGCUGCGGGGAACCACAGCGCACCCUCCACCACUGUGGGGAGGCACAGUGGUUCCCUUUGCCAUCACGGGUUCCCUCUUGCCUGCCCUAAUAAUCAUAAGCGCACAGCUCCUCUUUGCUCCCACCGGGCGGCUCUGGUGGGUGGGCGGGGAGGCGGCUCCCUCAGAGUUUCACAUCCACCUCCUCUGCUUGUCACCCAACGCCCAAGCAGCCCACACAGUCUUUCUGAUGCAAGCUCUGCGGGGCUCAGGCCAGGAAAACUGAGAGAGGUUUCUCCACUUCUCACAGACUAGCUCAGGUACAAAGCAAGCAGCCAGAAAUCUUGGCUUGCUCAUGUUUGAGCAGGUGUGGAACGUGCCUGGUGAAUGGCGAAUUUUGAAGACCGCGUCUGUUUGUUGCAGCAGCCCUGGCUACAAGUUCUUCAGGCAAAUGGUGCCUCUGGGGUUGGCCAGGGGGUGCUGGUUGCCAGGAGCUGAGGUGCCCUCGGACUAAGUAAGCAAGCGGGCACAAGGUCAUCCAGUUCUUUAUUCUAAACCUGGUGGCAUGGCAGACGUUGCCCAGUGCUGCAGAGCUUUCUACAGCCAGAUCUUUGUAAGCUGCUUUGCAAUCUUUUCUGAUGAAAAGCAGUAUAUAGAAAUACUUGAAAAUAAAUGCAUUAAAAUGUUAAAUGAGGACUGGGGGACACAAAGGAUGCCUACCCCACCUCUGGGACUGGAAAACCUUUUGGGUUGGGCAGAGAUGUGCCUUAUUCUGUGCCACCUGGCAAUUUCAUUGAGGAACCUUUCUUUUCUCACAUACUUCUGCUCGUGCUUAUUGAGCUGAAGAACAGAGAAGCCAGGAAUGCUGGUUUGAUGCCUGGAGGCAGGGCUGGGCACCCAGUCCUUUGCUGACAUGCCCAACAUGCCCAGGGAGCCGCCCCAGGGCUCCUCACAAAGGUUUUGUGUUUUGCAACAGGCAAACCUCUUCUCAGGGCGGGAGAAAGCCAUAGUCCUCUUGCUGAAAGAUUAGGGCGGGCUUGGACUCCCGUACAGUGAGAGAUUAAAACGUUGUGCACACAAUAGAGCAAAAAGAGUUUGGGGGUGCGGCUGGCCCUGCCAUGCAGCUUGUUGAAACAACAUUUCAGCAUUCCCCUCCCCUCUGAAUAAGGACAUCUGGGUUUAGGAGGGGAGUUUCUGGGUCAGAAGGCACCUGGAUUUAUAAAAAUCAAUCUCUAGAGAACCCUUGAAAAUCUCUUAGGAGGGCGCAUAAUGGGCAACAGACCUAUUUAAUUGUUUUUAUUGCUUAUAUAUUUAUUCCUAAUGCUUAUCAGGCUAAUACAAAUCUCUCAGAGCGAUUCACAUAAAAAAAAUCAAUAAAAGCAUUAAUAAAAUAUUAGGGGUUUUUUUUAAAAAAUUGCUUGGCAUUUAUGUUAAAGGUAAAGGGACCCCUGACCAUUAGGUCCAGUCGUGGCCGACUCUGGGGUUGCGGCGCUCAUCUCGCUUUACUGGCCAAGGGAGCCGGCGUACAGCUUCCGGGUCAUGUGGCCAGCAUGACUAAGCCACUUCUGGCAAACCAGAGCAGCGCACGGAAACGUUGUUUACCUUCCUGCUGGAGUGAUACCUAUUUAUCUACUUGCACUUUGACGUGCUUUCGAACUGCUAGGUGGGCAGGAGCAGGGACCGAGCAAUGGGAGCUCACCCCGUCGCGGGGAUUCGAACUGCCAACCUUCUGAUUGGCAAGUCCUAGGCUCUGUGGUUUAACCCACAGCGCCACCCGCGUCCCAGCAUUUAUGUUAGCUACCAGCAAAAUCAAACAGUACAGCAGCAGAAAUUCGAACCAUCUUGGAGGACAAAAGCCUUCCUGAAUAGAAAGAGUGCAGUCAGGUAAGUUUUAUUCAGAGUAGGCCCAUUGAAAGUAAUAAAUUUGACUAAGUUAGGGUCAUUAAUUUUAAUAGAUCAACUCUGAGUAAAACUUAGUUGAAUACAACCCAGUUUUUAAAAUUUGAUCUUUAAAGGCCAGGCUUUAAAGGCCACCACCAAGAAUGCCGUAAAUCUUCACAGCCUCAACAGUGGCCCACCUCAGAGAACCCCCUGGGCAGAGUGGAGGAGGAGCCAGGUGUUUCCUCCUUGGACCACAUGCAGGCCAUAGCCUCUUACGCUCAACACCAGGUUUUAUGCCUUUCUCUUUCCCGGAAACAUUAUGAUCCUGGUAAUCUGAGUUGCAUUUUGGGUUGUUCCAGGGGAUUUUUUUUGGGGGGGUUGCUGGGAUAUGUCACAGAACUUUUCACUAUUUUCUGACCUGGAAAACAGAAUUGCUUCCUCCUCCUAGCACCUUGGGAUAAAUAUUCUGAAGGGUGGCAUAUAAAAUCCCUGAAACAAAUAAACCAUCUGUGAUAUUUUAACAGUAGAAUGAAGAAAAAGGGGGAGGGGAGGAGGUGCAAGAUUCAUAGUGGAUGAAUGUGAGCAAGUGUUCAUCUCUGGUAGCAGAAAAAACCACAAGUUUCUCUUGUGGCCCCUUAAAGACUGACAGAUUUACUCUGGCGUAGCCCUUGAUGGACUACAGUUCCCCUCAUUGGACACGUCUGACCUGACUGGAUGUACAGGGUGAGUCUUUUGAAAGAGGCUCCGUGGAACAUGUGUACUCUGUGUCCGCGGGGCCUCUUUUGAAGGACUCGCCCUGCCUAAAUGUGGCGUCUUUGAGGUGGCACGCAGGGUGUUCUGCUGCUUAGCAACCAGAUAGCUGAUCGGCUGCUGACUCAAACGUGCUCCUCAAACAUGAGGGGCUGGACCAAAAGCCCACAGGCGUGGGCACCCGUUGGGCUAACGCUGCAUGACUAGGCAGGUUUGCAGCCGGGCUUUCUGCCAAUGGUAACAAAGCUUGCUGCCUGCCAUGUGAUGGAAGGACAAAGGCGACUGCCAGGGGUGCUUCAUGCAGCGUGGCACUGCCAGCCACAGGGAGGAGCUCAGGCUGGAGGAAGGAGUGAGCAGCCGUGUCAGGGAGGGGUUUGGCAGUGGAAGGCCAAGCUGUAGCUUUUGGUGCAAACCUCCUAUACUUCCUGAAUGUCCCCAAAUCUGGUUCUAUAAAGUGUGGUCAGGUCUUCAGAAAAGAUGCGAGGGCAGAGAUGGGCUGCCUUUCGUCCUUCCCCUUACCAACCCCAGUGCCAAUGCUUUGGGAGCAGGGAACUAUGGGAGAUUGCAGUGUGGUGGUGCAGUGCAUCCUGCGCUAACUGCAGUGCAAGACUGGAGUCGUCUCCUUCCUGUGAUUUAGGAAAGGCAGAAGGAACCUGCAUCUUACGGCUGGUUAACUCUUCUUUCCUCAGUUAUUGACUGAUGACCACAGAUAUACCAGCAGGAAUUAAUUGGUGAUUAUUAUCAGUGUGUUUACAUGACCAUAUACUUCAGUUAGACCAGUUGUCAUGUGCAUGGGGAUUUGGAAGGAAGGCUGUUCCUCUCUCUCUGUGGAGCCCAGUCUCAGCCCAGCUCAAAAGAGCAGGCUGGCUUUUUGGAAGCAGGGAUUUAAACAGGGACUUUUCUGUUCUGAGUCACUUGAGUUCCAGCCCCAUACAUGCCACCCCUCGGCCUUUGCCUCAGCACACAUUCUUUAUCUUAUGCUUUCUGUGAUAAUGAUGACUCCCCCCCCCCCUCUGUUUCAUAAUUGCAGGGUGAUCUAGCCAAGAAGAAGAUCUAUCCAACCGUCUGGUAAGUUAACUGCCCCUGAGGCUUUGCCUUCCUUCUGCCAUGUGGCUGCCCGUUUGAAUUGGGACUGUUCUGAUUUCCCAUGCAGGUGGCUGUACCGCGAUGGGCUGCUUCCUGAUGACACUUACGUGGUGGGUUAUGCCCGGUCCCAGCUCACUGUUGCCGACAUCCGCAAACAGAGCCAGCCACACCUCAAGGUGAGACUUUCCUCCUCACCUGCUGCCUCCUCAGCCCACAGGACUUGUUCACAUGCUUAAGUUUGUUGCAUUUGCCGCUAGGAGUGAUUGCUAAUAAGCUGAUCUCUUCUGCCUGGCUGGCUGGUGGGAAACGGCUCCUGUCUUGGGCAAUUUGAAACAUUCUUAGGAUGUAAAGAUUGGGGGUGUACAGGCAGCCCUCCUCCUUGCAGCAUAACAGAUCUAUAUAUCAUUCCAGGCCACCCCUGAAGAAGAACAGAAAUUAAACGACUUCUUUGCCCGCAACUCCUAUGUCUCAGGAAAGUAUGACGACCGGGCCUCUUUCCAAGGUCUGAAUGCUCACCUGAAUAGCCUUCACAAUGGCCAGAAGGCAAACCGCCUCUUCUACCUGGCCCUUCCGCCAAGUGUCUAUGCAGACGUCACUGGCAACAUCCGGGAGACCUGCAUGAGCACUGUGUAAGACUUGGGGCCUGGCAGGGAAUCAGGGUGGGGGCAGGGCUAGCAGGAGGGCACUGGGGCAAGUUUGCUCAGGCAGAGGAGGCCGUGUCUGGUUGGAGUUCUCCCUCCCUUGGUGGCCGUCUGGAGGAGCUGCAGGGGGCCCCUUCCAGUCAUGUGGAAAAAGGCUUCUGCUGGCUCUCCUGAUCCUGUUAUAUGGGGUGGCAGGUGGGCAGGUAGGGAGAGCGAGUGUUGGGGCAUGUACAGAGUACCCAAUGACAUGCUACCAGAUUAUGCAAAUGGAAAACCCAGAAUGGAGGUGUCAAAGAAAAACGUUGGACAAUUUGAGUAGGGUCAGUUCUUUAACGGACAGGUAUAAUGCAGUUCCUCAGCUUAGCAGUUACAUACAGUUGUAGCGUAUAGUAAUCCUACUAUGCUGUUAAUUCCCAACAGACAGCCUAUGGCAAAAGUAAAAAAAGGUCUUUCCAGCAACACUUGCUCCCUGCAGCAGUCCAACACGUUAGGUUCUAGCCAAAGGGUGGGGGCUAACUUUCUAGAAACACAAGGGUCUUUUUACUUCAUUUUCUGCUUGGUCACUCUCUGACUCACUCACACAAGUUUGCUCACUCACUCAGGAGCAGCUGAAGGUGCAGGACAAACACACCUAAAUUAACCCUUUCUUGUCCGUUUUCUUUGCAUGCCUAAACUCACAUACACUAAUAGCAAGAACAGAUAGUGGUACCUCUGGUUACAUACUUAAUUCGUUCCGGAGGUCCGUUCUUAGCCUGAAACUGUUCUUAACCUGAAGCACCACUUUAGCUAAUGGGGCCUCCUCCUACUGCCGCACGAUUUCUGUUCUCACCCUGAAGCAAAGUUCUUAACCCGAGGUACUAUUUCUGGGUUAGCGGAGUCUGUAACCUGAAGCGCAUGUAACCCGAGGUACCACUGUAAUUAAAAGAGCAAGGAGUGAGCACAGCAGUGAUCUUCAUGGCACAGAUGGUGGCAGUGGGAUGAAGAGAGUGCUUCCGGAAUCUGCUACCUCUGCCACUGGUUUACUAGCACAGGUAGUCCCCAGGAAACAGCAACUGGCUGUGGCUUGUUCCCUCUUGAGCACACAGUCAGUGACAAGCUCCAAGUUUGCCGUCACGUGAUGCAUGUAAAAAUAGCCCUAAAUGUCAGUCCAGCUUCGAUGAAGACGAGGCAAGAGUUGCUGUCAUGGAAGGUGUGAGCCGUUCCUGGCCUCAGUAUGUACAUCCAGGGCAGGAGAUAACAUGCAAGCCUGCCAUCCCCAGCCCUUCAUUCAGUGUAGUGUAGAGCGUGCUGGUCUCCGGCCUCUGAUUCAUUGGCAUCGCUGCCCAAAGGAUGCCAUUGGCUUCUAUGACUCUUUCUUCUUUUGAGGUGCUUCGCUUACUCUCUUGAGCAAGAGCCAGAACUUCCAGGCUGUCCUUUGUUUUGAACCAGGUCAUUCUUCUUCUUUUUUAAAAAAACAAAUAAAAAUAGUUUUAUUUAUUUCCAUUAUAUAACAAUUACAGGAGAAGAGAAAUGGCUACAAAGCAAAAUCCCAACUCACUCCUCUCCCCUUCAGGAUGGAUCAGUUUGUCAAAGUCCAGUCUGUGAUUUCAGUAGUUGCCAUGCUUCAGGGUUAUCAGUAAAGUAUUUUAUAAAAGGAUGUCAUAUUUCAACAAAACAUCUAUCUCAUUUCUUUAUUAUUCCAUGCAUGUAAAAUCUUUGUUAAGUUUUUUAAUACAGCAAUAAUCAAUCAUAAAACUUGACUUAUAGCUAAUUAGAAGAUUAGCCCUAUAUCCGUUCUCACUGCCUUCUACACUGUAUCUAUAACAAGAGUUCUAAAUAUAAUUAAUUGCUUUAAAAUCCCCUAUUGAGAUUCACAGUCUUCUUUUGAGGAGUAAGAUGACUUUGAAGCCAUUCUAGAAGCUUGUUUCUCUUCCUCUGUAGGUAGAUUUAUAGCUCUGUCUUUCACUUCAAAGUAGUAGCUUAUCAGCAGUUUUCUUUUGCUCUUAUGCUUUUAAUUAUUGGAGUAAUUAAUUACUCAUGGAUGGCUUCAAGUUGCUAAAAUGGGGAGGAAGGAGGUCAGAGCAAUCAGGUUAAUUUGUCAUCUUCCCUGGAGCUGAAGCUGGAACCCCCAAACCAGUUCAUUCUUGAGCAGGUGGUUCAUUCUCUUAUGGAGGGCAGCUCAGAGCUGAUUUAUACCUGAUCUGUGUGAAUGCAGAUCCCUCACAUGCGCUGAGCAGCUUGUGUAACAUGGAAGAAGUGCACUCUGGAAAGAAACAGAGGGCAUGUCUUGGAGCUGCAGAAAUCCCAGCUUAUAGUACUGGCCAGUAUACUUCCCAGAAGUAGGCUUCUGUGCUCUUCUGCUCACACAAGGAAGCCACUCCUGGGAGCUGAUAUUCAUGUGCCUCAAAACCAAUUUGUAAAACAUCUCAAAGUGGCAGUUUGAGAAUUGGUGGUGGAAGGCCUGCUGUGGAGAACUGCUAAAGGCAGGACUGUUGAACACAUCACUGACAUGGGCUGUGAUAUCUGGAGAUUCUGUGCUUUUAAUGUUUAUUUUUAAAUAAACUGGAGGAGUACUGUAAAAUGUGCAUACAUUCCUUACCCAUUGGUUAUACAGGUUAUGUUGGUUGAAUCUGUAUUUUGCUAUAUUGAAAACUAAUGAAAACAUUUGGCAGGAGGAAAUAAUCUGGUGGGGGGAAAUGGAUUGAAAAUGUAUGGCUGAAAAUGCAUCAGCUGUGACUGGUGACCUUGGAAACUGGAGAAGAGCUGAGCAAGACUUGUGGUUAUCCUGGUGUAGGAUUUCAGAGCUCUGCAAAACACCUUGAACCUCAUGAAGGCCGGUAAAAAUGGAAUAAAUAUUGCAAAGAAACAUAAUUCACACCUAUGAAAAUCUGCUUGAUUCACGUAUCUUUUCAGGAGGGGGUGUAUGUGCGUGUGCAGUAUGAGGAGAGGGCUCUAGGGCUCACUUAGAUUCACCCCCCCCACCAGCUUGUAACACCCCACAUUUAAAACUGGCCUUUGCCAUCUUCUGCUUCCCAAUUCUCCAGGGGCUGGAACCGUGUCAUUGUGGAGAAGCCUUUUGGCAAGGACUUGGAAAGCUCUGACAAGUUGUCGAAUCACAUCUCCGCACUUUUCAGUGAAGACCAGAUCUACCGCAUUGACCACUACCUGGGCAAGGAGAUGGUGCAAAACCUGAUGGUGCUCAGGUAAAACAAGGAGUUUGGGGGACAGCAUUCAAAGGCUGUGGUAGUGGGUAUACAUGGGACCUCGGCAGCAACUACCUGGGCUCAAGCAAGCACUUUUUGUUCAGUCCUCUGACAAAUGCCUUCAGGCUUGCCUUCAGGCACAUGCCUUCAUGUGCUUCAAAAGUCUCUUCAAAUUUGUGCCAAUAAAGCACCUUCUCAAGUGGAUUAGGGGCAGGGUGGUCUCCAUUGGAGUAGUGUUUGAUGGAGCCCUUCUGUUCUGCUGCUCAGCUGGGGCAUCUCUGCCCUGCAGCCUCAGCCUGAGUCUCAGGUCAUUUCCCCCUUCAUUUGCAGAUUUGGAAACCGGAUCUUCAGCCCCAUCUGGAACCGUGACAACAUUGCCUGUGUCAUUCUGACCUUCAAAGAGCCAUUUGGAACUGAGGGACGGGGUGGCUACUUUGAUGAGUUUGGUAUUAUCCGGUGAGAGAGUGGGGAGACAGGGCGAGGGAAUCAUUUACUUGGUGUGUUUGAGGUGUGCAAACCACUACAGUGAUCAGCAGAUGUGGCAUUAAAAUUCCACAGAGUUGUAAUUCACUCAGAUGACAGAUGAAGCAGAAACCCCAUAUCUGCCCAGAUAAAACAUAGUUUGGCUUUGAAAUUCUUCACCUAACCCAGCUUUCUAUGAUUUUUGUGCUCCUGUCAAAUUUAUUGUGCACAGGCUGCCUUGCUGCAGGGGACAGCCACAUGGGUUUUUCUGCUGAUCCUCAUGCUUGUCUGGGCCCCAGUUCCAGUCACCCCAUUUGCUUUCAAGACGCUGCUUGUGUGCAGAUAUACAAGGAAACCUCGCAGUUAGGCUGCAUCAGGCCACCAGAAACAGAAGCAGGAAGCGCAUAGGGAUGGUGAUGACUGAGAGAGGGGCAUGACUGGUGAUUUCAGUACUGUUCCUGUAGCUAAUACUGAUUCCUUCUGCCACCUCUGCAGGGAUGUAAUGCAGAAUCAUUUGCUCCAGAUGCUUUGCCUGGUUGCCAUGGAGAAACCAACCUCUACCAACUCCAAUGAUGUGCGUGAUGAGAAGGUAGGAGCAUUUCUAGGACUGAGUAUCGGAUGGGAACUAGAAUUUGGACCCAGCACUUCUGAUCUGAAUGUCCUUGAGCAAAUUACUAUUUCUGUGUCUGUCUUCCUUCGCUUCCAACUGGAAAUGAAUUGCCUGCUUGCCUUGGGAAGGUCCACUCUCUUCAGAAUUAACAUUAGGCAGGCCUUUUGGUUGUGCUGUUUUUGACACCUACUAUAAACUUCUCUGCUUAGGCAAGCCUACUCAGACACAUAUACUGUAUUGAUUUUUAAACUGUUUAUCGCUGCUUUGGGUCAUUGAUGAUGAGGAUGAAGUGGUAUAUAAAUCCUCUUAGAUCACAAGAAGAAAAUAAAAAUAGAAAAGGUGUUGCUCACAAGCCCUGAGUGGAGACACUGGUGCCCCAUAGUGGCUGAGCACCCUUGGCUGUCAGAACUAGGCUAGUUAUUUUGGGGCACAGGAUUUCUAUCCUUUCCUAGUACUCAUAAGAGCAUUUUCAGCCAAGAUUAAUUUUCUGUGUGGUUGUCACUUCUAGGUGGGAAAUGGUGCUCACGCAGGGGACUCAGUCAUGAAUGGUUGGUGCACGUAUGUCUUUCCAUGUGUACAUGCCACAGAAACCCAGUGCCCACCGAAGAAAUGUCUGUGGCACAUUAACAGCUGCCAUUUCCACGUAGGAGAUUAAUUCUGAAACUUGUAAUCUUGAAAUUGCCAAGAAACAAGUGGUUUAUGUUAAUACUGAGUUCUUAGCUUUGAGUCCCCACAGUCACACACACACCCCGCACCCUUUUCAGAUCACUUUUGGUAGUUCGUGAGGCUCUCAGACGGUGUUCAUGUCUUUCUGCCAGGUGAAGGUUUUAAAGUGUAUCUCAGAGGUGAAGCCUGAGAAUGUGGUGCUUGGUCAGUAUGUGGGAGAUCCCUCUGGCAAAGGGGAGGCUCAGAAGGGCUACCUGGAUGACCCCACAGUCCCAGCUGGCUCCACCACCCCCACCUUUGCUGCCGCUGUGCUCUACGUGGACAACGAACGGUGGGAUGGUAGGUACAGUAGGAGGGAGGGGUAAAAGACCAACGCCUGGACAUCCUUGAUUUGGGGUGCCAGGCCGGGAUCAGAGUCCCAACUUGUCUCUGUCUCUUUCCCUCUUGAACCUGUUUCUCCCAGGAGUACCAUUUGUCUUGCGCUGUGGCAAGGCACUGAAUGAGCGCAAGGCUGAGGUGCGACUGCAAUUCCGGGAGGUGCCGGGCGACAUCUUCCAGCGCCAGUGCAAGCGCAAUGAACUGGUGAUUCGUGUUCAGCCCAAUGAGGCCGUCUAUACCAAGAUGAUGACCAAGAAGCCGGGCAUGUUCUUCAACCCAGAAGAAUCUGAGCUGGACCUCACCUAUGGCAACCGCUACAAGGUACCAUUACCAAGAGUUUCUCUCUUUAUAGGCUAAGGAAACUCCCAAAUUCUGUGCUUGAGUAAUAACAAUUUUGUAAAAGAGGCUUCCUUUCCACAGUUGUUAAAAAGGUGCAUGGCAGACCUAUUGGAGACCUUGUGGAAUUUUUGUUUCUUUAUUUUGAGCAGAAGCAUGACAGUGUGUGGAUUGGUAGCAGGAGGAGAUGAGCAGUAGUGCCGGUGGAGGGGUAGAAGUGUCAGGGACCACAAGGGUCUGGAGGCUUGAGGGGUGCGGUUGUCACCCACCAUCUCCGCCUUCUGGAAAGUGAGACUGUUGCUGGCACAUUUCCAGACAUGCAAGUGUAUUGCUUUGUGUGGCAGCCAGUAUGUUGAAGACAGACAUAUGGGAUCAGCGCUUUAGAUUCCCAGGCUUCUUAGCAUUGCAGUGUUCUGCUCAGGAGGUGUCCUGCCUGCUUCUCAAAUUCUUUCCUUCCAGUGACAGUUACAAGGAAUAGAAGGCACCCUCUCAAAAAAUGGAGGUACAUCGUGGUACACAGCACAUUCAACCUCUUGUUCCUGUCUCCUUUCUACAGGAUGUGAAGCUCCCAGAUGCUUAUGAGCGCCUCAUCUUGGAUGUUUUCUGUGGGAGUCAGAUGCAUUUUGUGCGCAGGUACAUGCUGGCACCCAGGGGUACCAACUUGAAUAAAAUAUUGGGGGGAUCCAGGGGAGCCCUGCUUUGUCUGCUGGCAGGCACGGUUUGCAUUCGAUCCACAGGUGCAAAUGGGCAUUUCCCCUGUGUUGUCCAUUUGCAAGCAGGCAAAGUGGAACUUGCUGUCUGCAGGCACGACUUGCUAAGGAAUCAGCAGGAGUCCACUUUGAGCUCUGUUUGCAGCUGCGCCUUUAUCUGCCUCACAGCUGACAUUACAUAUGUGGGACAAGUGAGAAUGGUUUGAGUAAGAGGACCUCAUGUGCCAAAUGAGGACCCCUGCCAGAUCUAAUGAGGCCCCUGGACCGGGUUUCCCACCUCUGGCACAAGACAUGAUGACUGAAAAAUAUUUGAACUACUACUGCAGUUUAAGGUAGAGAACUUCUUCAGAGUUCAGUAACCCAACCCAGCACUUUCCUCCUCCCCACAGUGAUGAGCUGCGUGAGGCCUGGCGAAUUUUCACUCCACUGCUCCAUAAGACUGAGGCAGAGAAAACCAAACCAAUUCCCUAUUGCUACGGCAGGUGAGUUUGGAAGAGAGAGUGGGGUGAGCUUAAAUACGUAUGGCAGUCGUUUCUUUUAAAACAGGCUCUAUGGUUGGCCCAUCACUCUGAGGUUUCAAGGGGAGAUCUUGGUGAUGGCUGUCAACAUGUGCAUAAGGGCAGUGUUAGAAACUCAGACAUGAAGGCUAGGAGUGAAAUGGCACCUUAAACCUCGGUUAUGGGCGCAACAACGGAAUGCCUAGGCACAUUUUUUUCUUUAUAACAAGAAUUCAAAGCUGAAAAUGAAUGAACUGCAGCUAAAAUAUUGUGUUCAUGUGUUACAUGGUCUAGUCCUUCCCCUGCCCACCCCCCUCACAGGGUGUCCUCUCCAGUCCUUAAGAGAGUAGCUGGAAGUGGGGAGGCGGGAAAAAGGUCCUCCUUUCCUUCCACUCUGCAGUUUUAAUCUGAAAUCUUAGGCACAGUACUGCACCCAGAGCUCAGAAACUGCUAACGAAAUUCCCUGUUGCAAAAUGUGCCUAGAACACUGCAUAUGGGCCCCCUAAACCCCUUUCCUGCCCCCCCCCUCCCUUAAUGGGCUUGGCCAUGGCCCUCAGGCUUUCUCUCUUUUUUGGUAAAAAAAAAUAAUUAAAAAAUACUUUGUCUUACGUGUAUAUAAAACAGACAGAGCAAUUGUAACAACAUGUGAAAAUUAACACAUGGAGAACAAAACUAUAUAAUAGAUAUGUAGAAUGAGGACAGUUGCACAUUCUGGGUUAAGAUAACAGAGUCUAAGUGAAAACUAUUAGUGUUAUCAAUCUAGUUCCAGAUUUGCCGGGUUUGUGACGAGGGUCAUCUUGAAAACCAUGUUUUUACUGUAUAGAAGGCAAAAUCAUAUUAAAAGUGUCUGGAGGUUCUAUUCCCUGCUGAAAUCUGAAGUGAUGGAUAAUUUCCUCCAUUAUGGCCACAUUCCAGAAUGAGUGAUAACAGAAUCCAGUGUAAGGUUUGGGACUGUUUUCCGUUGAGUUGCAAUUAUUAUUCGAGCUGCCAACAACAUAUAAGACCAAUUCUUUUGACAAUAUAUCUACAUCAGUAUCAUAAAAAAUAUUCAGUAAUGUUACUUUUGGACAACAAUAGUUUUGUUAGUAAUAUUAAUCAUUUCUGUCAAAAUUAAAUUCCAAAAACCUUGCAUCAAUUUACAUUUCCAACAUAAAUGUACCAAGCUUAUUGCAACCCCUCCAACCAUCAGGUAACACAAAACAAAACAUUUUUGACAUUUGCAAGGAGUGUGAUAUCCCUCACAAUAUGGGUCACAACACCCAUAUUUUAUUCCAAUCCUUGGAAAGAAUUUGUGUGCCAAUAUAUAGUUCCCCUAUCUUUUUAAGGGGUUCCGUAGGUCUUUAAGUUACAUUAAGCAAUAUAAGGUACUAUUUAGAAACUAAUCCUUUCUCCCCUCUACCCAUUAUGCAGAAUAAAUUUUUCAAAUUGUGUUAAGGGUCUCAGAGCUUGUGUUUUUAUAUGCUCUUUUAUUAUAUAUGAACUUGAUUAAAAUUAAUCCAGUUUGUGUUAAGAUUUGACCAAAUUAAUUUUAUUUGGUUAAUAGAAACAGUGGGACUGCGACUUACAUUCACUUUACUUACACUACCACAACUUUACACGGGAGGAGGAAUAAAUAAAUAAAGAGUGGGGAACCCCCACCAUUCCCUCCUGUCCAUUUAUUUCUUCUCCCCUCGCUUUUGCACCCCCAGCAGGCUUUCCUUGCUUACUGGGCUUUGGGUAGUGGGGUGCGGUGGGGGCUCUGGGAGUGGCCUUGUGGUACUGUCCACCCUACAAAUUGAGCAGAACUGAGCGGAAAAUAUAUUCUCCAAUGUGAUUGUUGUAAUGCAUGGUGAACUUUCUUGGAUCCCCAGUCUAAGUGAUACCCAGAUGGUGGGAACUGCACAGUGGCUUGGGAGGAGAGCUGGUCCAAUGGUAGAGACAAUGGCAGAAUUCCAGGCAUCCUGGCUCAGUUAAUUAGUACAUUGGGAAAGGGAGCUGCCAUCUGCACUUCUACACUUACCUGUGUUUUGAGUGCAUGUUUAUAGUUGAUGUGGGGUGCUAAUCUAAGUGAGUAUGAUACCCAGAAAUCAGCAAAGGGGGGUAGUAUUUAGUACUUAUAUACUUAUGUACUUAUGUCUGAAAAUGGAAAAAAAAGGAUUCUGGUCAACUUUUGAUCAUAAUCAAUGCUGCUGCUAUGCUGUUUCAGGGAUGGAGACAAUUGCAUUUGGCCUAUAGAUGUAAAAAGCCAUGAGUAGGAAACAACUGCAUCCAGCAUUACUUUUUUUUAAACCAACUUCAUUGAAAAUUGUAAAAACAACUACCAAACACAAAGUGUCUUCCAAGACAAAUACAUGUAUACAGUCGUACCUCUGCUUAUGUAUCCCUCUGGUUCCGUAAACUUCGGGAUACGUAAGUGGCAAACCCAGAAGUAUAUUUCUGGGUUUUUCCCCCACAUGCUUGCGCAGAAGCAGUCUCUCCAGUUGCGAAAAACGCGGGAUCCGGCCAGACCUCUGGAAUGGAUCCCGUCCGCAACCGGAGGUACCACUGUAUAUGUUAAGUCUUGUAUGCAUUCAUCCAUACAGCAUCAAAACCAACUUAGAAAAACUUUUACAUUACAAAUUCAGCUCAUAUCCACAGAGUAUACUUCACCCUAAAGCAUUCAGAUGGUUUCGCUAUUGGCUGCAACCAGAAUUACUAACGGGGAGCCUUUUUCCUUUCUAGCCGUGGCCCCGCCGAGGCAGAUGAGCUGAUGAAGAAGGUGGGGUUCCAGUAUGAAGGCACCUACCGCUGGGUCAAUCCUCACAAGCUGUGACCUCCAACUGGGUAGCUUGUAUGAAGGGGUGACAGCUGCUCUUCGCUGCAGAAGCCAAGCUGACCAGGGCUGGGCAAAGGGAUCUCUGCCCCAACUCCUGCUGCCUACACCUGAAAAACGUGGUUUUUGUCCUAGGACCACCUGCUGGCCCUGGACACCAGUGCACUCCUCCAGCAUCCACUGCGCUUAGGUGUGGGCCUUGUCAUCUUCUCUACUGUGGGCUCUGCCUCUUUAGUUUCGCUCCUUCUUAGACUGCUGGCUGCAGCUGGGCCAGAUGUCCCAUUUCAACUUCUGCUCCUUUCUAUGGGGGAAGUCUGUGGUGGCGCAGGAGGCAGCACCCUUGCCCUCUGUUCAGCUACACAAGCUGCUCUUUCAAUUGCACUAGCUCUGCUUUUGCUGCAUUACUUGUUACAUUCCUGUUCAAACUGCUUCUCAGUUUUAUAUAUGAUGCUGGUAUGUAAAUGGAAGUUGUUAUAAGGAGACCGUGGUCCUUGCAUUUAUUUCAAGUGGCUUGAGGGGGGACUCAAAAACCACUUCUGUCUAUGAACAAAUGGGCAGGGAGGGGUGGUUUGGGGGAAGUAGCCUGGCAGACUAAAUUUGGCCCACAGGUCAGAGGUUCUGCACUGCUGAGCUAGAUAUUCAUUUAUUCUGCCAGCUGAUUUCCAGUGUGAUGAGGACCAGGAGGACACUGGGGUUUGGUAUCUGCACAGCAGGCAGAGCACCAUGGGCUGUUCCUCUCCAGGGUCAGCACCCUAAAAUGGCAGGUGUGAGGUGGCACUUCUGCAAACCUGAACGUGGAGCAGCAGUGUCUGGUUACAGUUUCUCUGGAGCUGCACUGUUACUCACAGGUCCUGAGAUACCAGUCUGGAAUUUAUUCCCCAACAAUGCUUAGGCAGUGGCUCCUCAGUGUUCAUGGCCUUGUGGAUUCUUAGCAGCAGUCACAGGCUGCGCUGUCAUUUAGCUUUGACCCUCUCUUGGAUCAGCAGGAAGCCUACAGGGUGCCUGUUCGAUGCCACGGGCAAAGAGAUGGAUGAGCCUCCCAUGGACUCUGUGGAGAGAAAGGCAGAGAGAGUCAUUAGCGGCACUACCGGAUAGAAGGAAGACUGCUGUAUAACAGCUGUCCAGUUCCCUAAGCAUCUUUGGCAACUUCCAUGCCUGUGCUUGACUAGGCUACACUUUGUGGAAGGGCCACAGUAAGCUUUUUACUGGUUCUUAACCUGCCAGUCCCAGUUCUGAUCACAUGCUGUUGCUCUGAUACUUCUGUCUAUGUCUGUGUGGCACUGAAGUCUCUUUCACAAGCUUCUAAGUGCUGUCUGUAGAUUGCUCUACUAACACCUGUGCCCCUGAAGUACAGCAGAAGAAUAUUUGCCACAACUAUCCAGACAACCUACCUGACGCUGAUGUCGGUAUGUUGCAGGGUCUCACCGUCGCAGGUCCAGCAGCUGGUGGGUGGUUCUUCCUGACACUGCCCCCCACACAGCCCCUUGCGUCGUCGUACAACCGGUUCUCCAUCCUUAUGGUCUUCCACUUUUGAGGUGAAACGAAUAGCCCGGACCCGGUACACACUCACAAAAGGCAGGUCAAACUGAAAAGCACAUUUAAGGGUUUUUUUUAAACCCUCUGAUCUCUGAAGCUCAUGGCAUUACCAGAAGGAGUCUUAACCUCUCCAGCUCUGACUCAAGCGUUUGCGGCUUUAAGCAGAGCUCUGUAUGAAGCUGCCUUCUACUGUCAGAGCAGUCGUCCUUUCAGCCCAAGGCAGACUAGCAGUAGGCAGGUGGCAUUUUGCAACUCUUAAUACCCAAUGUGCCUUUUGCAUUUCCUCGGCUGCUCUUCGUGCAAAAGCGCAUGCACUGAAGGAGAACUGUGGCUCCUCCCCUUAUUUAAAAUACUGCCUUUUGACCUGGGAGCCCCCAAAGUUACAUGCAGAAUAUGUAAGAAAACACAAUCGUGUCAAUUCAAGGCACUGCAGUGGAAUAAAAUACCAGAAGGAGGAGUAUCAUGACCGGAACAAUUCAGCCACUUUUAGAAGCCCAGAAGAAAACUAGCUUUCACCAUCCCCUAGCAAUAGAUGGAAAGGGACCAAGCAUACCUUUCGGAUGAAGAUGAUCCGAAGCCUUUGUGCCACUAUGGAAAAGGCCCAAUCCUGUGUGUUUACCAACCUAAGUUGGGCAGUGGUGCCACGAGAGCAGAGCCCCACUCUAAGCCUCCGUGGCCUCACCAUUUAAAUGCAUGGAGGAUGUUCUUUGUUAACUAAAGAGAGGAGGGCCCGGGGGCCCAAGAUGAAAGAAAUCGUCGGAGGGGCUGUUAAGGAAAGGUGUCCCCUGGAUCUGACGGCAUAGUUCUCCUCAUUUUGCUUAAGACAGGACAAUGUAGUUGCCUAGAAAAGUCUCCUGUGUUCAGGUUAUAUUCCGACAGGAUUUCCAACUGCCAGUUUAAUGUGUUCAAGCCCCUUUCUGUACCCCCUACCACUUCAACCCUCCACCAGGGGCUUCAGACUUUGCCUCAAAAGAUGUUCAAAUUCUAAAAUAAAGAGUUGACCUCCAGUGUCAAAUAGGGGGCUUCAGUUCUGAAGCAGGAAUAAAUAUAUGCCUGUUGUACAGGGUGCUGAGUUUCACGCAUAUUUGAGUUUUCAUAGUUGUAACUGCAUCUACAUGGGCAGAAUUGCGGUUGUCAGAAAGAGGCGUGGCCUUUUAGGUUCUGCCCCCAGCUCUGUGGGGAGACAAGGGCAGGGGAGGCAGAGGCUUUCUCCAUACCUGGUCUGAGCCAUUGGUGUGCCGAGUCAAGUGUCGCAAGAAGGAGAGUGCUGAGCAUUCAUGCACCAGGAUGAGGUCUGCUGUACCGUCAGCCAGAUGAGCACAGGGGGAGAGUCCCUCCGGGCUCUUGGGGCAGGCACUGCUCAUGGAGGUCAAGUUGACAGCCAGGAAACGACCCUGAACCUGCUGCCAUUCGCCAUCUGGGGGGGGGGGGAGGUGGAAGAGGAGAGAGGUUAUCCUGGGCAGCUUUAGCUGGGACAAAGCAGCUGAUUGGACAGCCUGUUUGAAAAAUGUUUUUUCUAGGGUGCAAGACUCCUGACAGCCCUGUGGCAGCAGCAGUUUGUUGCGCGGAAGUGAAGGUGAGGAACUCCCUCCUUCAGUACAACUUCCCAUGUGCUGCAGCCAAGCACUGGCAUUUAAAAGCUAUUUCCAGGGCUAAGCCCUGGCUCAGUAAAUCCUGAUGGUGGGAGAUUAAAGACAGCAACAAUGCCCAUUAGCCUAGAGCAGGCAAUUAAUUCCUAUUUGAGGUUGCAAACUUUGCUCAGACCUAGGGAUUCCCUUCUGUGUUUCUCUACCACAUUCUGCCCCAAACAAAGGCAAGCAUCUCAAACCAGUUUAAUUCAGUGCAUUUACAGGAACAGGGAGAUGACAAUCUGGGUUUGCUUUUGAGGUCUCCCAAUGAAAUAGAAGACAUGUUUUUGGUUUCAUAAAAUUUAUACACUGCUUGAUUGUAGAGAAAACCUCUAAGUGGUUGUUGCAAGUGAGGUGGCCAGUGCAGGGUCUAUAUAGUCUAUCCUGAUGUGAGGGACUGGCUGGAUUCUGAUGAGUACACACCAGAGGAAGGGGUGUUGGAGACUGACUGGGAAGAAGGGAUCUGAGGGAGGCAGAGAGGCAGAGGCAGCAGGAGCUGCAGGAACGGAGAACGUAGAACAGUUGCAAGAGGAGAGGGAGGUUAGGCUAGUGUAGAGUCCAGGGCUUCCACACCUCCUCCUGCUGCUCCACUGGCUCCCAGCACCAGGAGAGGAUUGAAGAGGGAGAAGCAGAAACAGGUUGCCUGCAGGUGGAGUCUUCACCUGCCUAUGUGCAGCUCAGGUGGGGAAGAUCCAUAAACUGAGGCUGGGGGUGGAGCUUCUCUGUUGUGCCAACUGCCUCAUUGGGUGCACACCUAGGAAUAGCUGAGAGAUGUAGGCCUGAUAGACCUGCCUUUCCCUAAAUUGUAAGUGUAUUUUUGACAAUAAAGAGUUGAUUCCUC